Messenger RNA from Uranotaenia lowii, 1119 nucleotides. Its product is annotated as BOS complex subunit TMEM147. Bases 132 to 821 code for a protein of 229 amino acids. The record is from RefSeq and is a predicted model, not a curated record. Lineage: Eukaryota; Metazoa; Arthropoda; Insecta; Diptera; Culicidae. The transcript is spliced from 3 exons.
AGCGAGUAGGGUUGAGGUGAGGGGUGAUCAAUCAUUGAACAUUUUCUGCUCUCACCGCAUGAGCUGCAAGGUUUCGAAAUUUAUAAUCCGACGAAUUUUGAAUUGAAAAUAUUGUAUUACAUCCAUCAAUAAUGACUCUAUAUCACUUUGGAAACUGCGUUGCUUUGGUUUACGUACCUUACUACAUGACCUACAAAUACUCCGGAUUAUCUGAAUAUGGAGCGUUCUGGAAGUGUAUUCAAGCUGGUGGCAUUUACAUAUUUACCCAACUAUGUAAAAUGUUGGUUCUCGCUACGUUCUUUCCUGAUACGGAAAGUUUCACAUCAGGUGAACAUUUCAAUGUUAUAGCGGAAUUCCUACGGUGCAGCGUAGAUUUGGUGGAUCUGUUGGGAUUGGCAUUUGUGUUGUCGAAAAUCCCUGGUAAAGGUCAUAGUAAACUGAUAACAGCCGGUCUCGGUUGGGCUACGGCGGAAGUGAUAUUAUCCCGCGGUCUCAUGCUCUGGGUGGGAGCCCGUGGAGCAGAAUUUUCUUGGAUCUACAUUCAGCGUUGCCUAGAAUCGAACAUCCUGUUGGUGCAACAUCUGACCACGGCUACACUGUUGUGGCUUUUUUCUCGCCAUGAUCUGGAAAAGAAGUACGUCCCAUUGGUGAUUGCUCUGCUGGUGGCCAUUUCGUUCCGUGGUGUCUGGUUGGAAGGAAUGCUCCAGGGAAUGUCUGCUGGACCGUGGUUCGGACUAUCUUUGAAGGCACUGAUCACCGCUUGCAUCGGCUUUGUAACCCUGCACGUUUACUCGGGAUUAGCUCAAUCCAUUGGCUUGUAGAGCAGAAGAACUGUGGUUCGACGAUCAGUUCUGAAUAGUUGGGAAUUAUUUGUCAUUACCAAUUUCAUCUUACCAAUAAGCCUAUGACCAUUAAUUUUCUUAUUUAAACAUAACCAAUAGGUUUCAUGCUAAAUUCCGUUGAUAAGUUUGUUGAAAAUGAGAAAACGUUUUGUUUGUUGAAAUUCGUGUGUAGUUUUAUUGUUUUUUCACAAUUCAUUUCGUAUAAUAAGAGCAGUGUCCAAAUAUAGGUUGUAAAUUAUAUCAAUAUAAAUAUGGUAUGAUGAAACUUAAUCUAGAA